CGGCAGAGUGAGUGCAUGGCUGACGGGGGCAGCCCUGUGGAGCUGAACAGCCUGGAGUACAGGCCGGUGAAGGUCAGGGGGCGCUUUGACCACUCCAAGGAGCUGUACAUGCUACCCCGGACCAUGGUGGACCCAGCCCGGGAGGCGCGGGAGGCCGGUCGGAUUGGCUCCUCGGCUGAGAGCGGUGCCUAUGUCAUCACCCCCUUCCACUGCCCUGACCUGGGAACUACCAUCCUGGUCAACAGAGGCUUCGUCCCCAGGAGGAAAGUGAACCCAGAAACCAGGCAGAAGGGCCAGAUAGAGGGAGAGGUGGAGCUGGUAGGCAUGGUGAGGCUGAGUGAGAAGAGGAAGCCCUUUGUCCCCGAGAAUAGUCCUCAGACGAAUCACUGGCAUUACCGGGACCUGGAAGCCAUGGCCAGGGUCACAGGCGCUGACCCCAUCUUCAUAGAUGCGGACUUCAAGAGCACUGUCCCUGGAGGACCCAUUGGGGGCCAGACGAGGGUCACACUGCGGAAUGAGCACCUACAGUACAUCAUCACCUGGUAUGGCCUGUGUGCAGCCACGGCAUACAUGUGGUUUAAGAAAUUUGGGCGUCGGAAGCCUCUGGUCCUGAGAUGACACCACUCCCACCCCCCAAAAUAGUGUGCAAUGCCAGGUGUUUGUGCCAGGCCCGGUGAUAUGAAUAAAGCUCCCCUCACACAAA
Echinops telfairi (small Madagascar hedgehog) is the source of this 703-nucleotide messenger RNA. RefSeq names its product surfeit locus protein 1. Gene Ontology annotation, cellular component: mitochondrion; membrane. The record is from RefSeq and is a predicted model, not a curated record. Gene Ontology annotation, biological process: mitochondrial respiratory chain complex IV assembly. Lineage: Eukaryota; Metazoa; Chordata; Mammalia; Afrosoricida; Tenrecidae. Bases 16 to 618 code for a protein of 200 amino acids. The transcript is spliced from 6 exons.